CGCAAUAAAUCGCAAGAUAUAUGUUCUCUUAGAGGCCAAUUGGACCUCCUGGACCCAGGCGCAUUGCCUAGUGCGACUGAGGCACUAUGGCGACAACGUGGCCCCAGAGUCAAACUAGCCGACCGAAAUCCGCGAGCACGCCACACGCCUCAGCACUUACCUUCGGGAUACAUUGCGCUGCAUUGAGCGCGCUGAUUCCCGGCCUGUGCCGGCAGAGCUCGUGAGGACUAUCGCCCACGGCACACUAACCUUCAUCCUCAAAACACAACACAGCACGGACCUUAACACGGUAUACGACGCCUCGAAAUCGUACAGGGCAUGUUAAACCAGGCAGAGAUUUGGUUAAGGACAAGAUGGUAUCUCAUGCUUAGAAGCGAGUACAAAGCAGCGGAGAAGGUGGAUCGAACGUGUGUCGAGGCAAGAGAAAAGGCACUGGGACCGGAGCACCCGGACACGCUCACAGGCGUCAACCAGCUUGGGUCGGGGUUGUUGAGGCAGGGCAAGUACGAAGAGGAGGAAGCGAUGCACCUGCGAGCACUGAAAGGAAGAGAGAAGGCACUUGGGGCAGAGCACCCAGACACGUUCACUAGCAUGGCUCACCUGGCAUCGACGUUUUGGAGUCAAAGACGGUGGCAUGAGGCUAAAUACCUAGAGGUGCAAAAUACGGUUGGCUCAUCGUCCACUUAGCAAAAGUGGUUCUUUAAUCAAUGUUGAAUGCUCGCCUUCUUAGAACCCCAGAAGAAUACCAUCGACCGUUGGCGACCCAUUUAUUCCUCCACACUUCGUUGGUUUAUGUCUGUCCUCAAACUCCUUUGGCCUGUAAGUGGGAUUAGGCGGAGACCUUGAGGAGAGUAGGUCUAAGAUGGAAGCAAACUGGAGUAUCCGUUAAUAUCGAUUGAGAGAGUCAGUUGCUAUUAGAUUACAGCACUAGGUGCCAUUAGUAUCCGUGGAUAUCUCUAUUUGAAGACAUGUUACUAUUUAGUCUGCAACAACUAGGUCAUCUCGUUAUAUGGCCG
Lindgomyces ingoldianus is the source of this 1016-nucleotide messenger RNA. RefSeq lists its product as uncharacterized. The record is from RefSeq and is a predicted model, not a curated record. NCBI's taxonomy places the organism in Eukaryota, Fungi, Ascomycota, Dothideomycetes, Pleosporales, Lindgomycetaceae. Gene Ontology annotation, molecular function: protein binding. The coding region runs from base 364 to 687 and encodes 107 amino acids. The transcript has a single exon.